Molecule: messenger RNA, 644 nt
Organism: Meleagris gallopavo (turkey)
Lineage: Eukaryota; Metazoa; Chordata; Aves; Galliformes; Phasianidae
Source: RefSeq, a predicted model, not a curated record
UCUUUCUUUUUUCCUCCUGUCAGUAAGCUGAAGCCCUCUUUCGAAGGCAAGGACAUGCAUGAGAUGUUGGUCCUGUGCUGCAAAAGCAUCGUGACACACCCUUCAGCAGAGAUGAUGCUGAAGAUCAGGAAGUCACAGCAAGCAGCGCAGUAUCUGCAGCUUCAGCAAAGGUCACUGAAAGCUCUGGGCCGGCUCAUGGCGGUCCUGCUCGAGACAGAGCCCACCGGUGGCUUCUUUCAGAGCAUCGUUCAUGUCCUGCAGAGAUCACUGCUCUCAGACAACAUGUGGGAGCGCAAGAGGGCCCUGCAGACCUGCUCCCAGCUUCUGCCUGCUUGUGAAGAGCUUCAAAGAGCAGAUGCCUGCGAGCACUUUGGCUCCUUGGUGGGAUUGCUGGCGCCUCUGACGUGCGACCCCAUGCCCGCAUCCCGCCAGUUGGCUGCCACUUGUCUGAGCUCCCUUCUCCGAAUCCAAGCCAAAGCAGCCAACGGAGUCAUGGAGACCAGCGACAUCGGGAGCCUGUGUGAGGGACUGCAUGCCUGCAGCACGGUCUCUCAGCUCCAGACCUCGUCCAAAAUGGCCAUGGUAAGUGGAGCCAAAAAGGGGUGGGGGGAUCUCUGCGCGUAGGCUUCUGCACGACUCUCUGC